UUUUAAUAAAAUACUAAUUUGUUUAUAUGCUAUGCAGGUUUAAAAUAUUUACAUCACUAAAAAGCUGUUAUGUAACGAGUCUCGAAAACUGUCAAAUGGUGAAGUGUGCUCAAGUGCUAUUUUUUAAGGAUGGGAAACAGAGCAUUAACAAAAAUAAAAACCGGAUUAACAAGGGAGUUUCUAACGUCAUCUAUUCUAAACGGUGCUAAUAGAGUUAAAAUGAACAACUUUACUCCGGAAUAUUUGGAAGGCAAACUUAAGAGCGCAUUGGGAGCACAAGUUGUGCAUGCUAUUGACGAGUCUGACGGCUGUGGCGCAAAAUUCAGCGUAAUCGUUGUUUCGGAACAGUUUCGUGGCAAAACGUUGUUGCAAAAACACAAAAUGGUUAAUUCGGCACUAAGCGCAGAAUUAAAAGAGAUACACGCUUUUUCUCAAAAGACAUACACUCCAGAAGAGUGGGAGAAAGCGCAACAGAGUUAAAAUAUAAAACAAUAAAUUAAACAUAUAACAUUUGAACAGCGAAUCAGUCAGCAAAAAACCAAACAGCAGUAGACGUAAGGAAAGUGAAAGCAACUGUUGCAAAUUAGUUGAAAUUGUGUUUUGAAAUUGAUAAAAAGCACGAAAAUAUAUAUAAAAAUAAUUUAAGACUCCAUAAGUUUGCAAAACAAUUACAAAACAUUAUUUUAGAAAAAAUUGUAAAAUUUACAAUUUAAAUUUGUAGCUUAGAAAUAGAUAAUAAUUAUAUGCAUUGACUUUUGACGUGUUAUUUAUCGUAAGAUCUAGAAAUCUCAAAUUUCCAUCUAAAAGAGAAGUUAUUUAAUAAUUUUUGUUACGAUGC
Molecule: messenger RNA, 838 nt
Organism: Teleopsis dalmanni
Lineage: Eukaryota; Metazoa; Arthropoda; Insecta; Diptera; Diopsidae
Product: protein BOLA2
Exons: 2
Coding region: 130-480 (116 amino acids)
Biological process (GO): intracellular iron ion homeostasis
Cellular component (GO): cytosol; nucleus
Molecular function (GO): 2 iron, 2 sulfur cluster binding
Source: RefSeq, a predicted model, not a curated record